CUACGAUAUACUGCGGUACCAGGCAGCCCAUCCCAGACCCAGAGCUUGCAAAAGAAAAACUCAGAAUGAGGAUGCGCCCUGCGUAAAACGCGCCGCUGGCGCGUUGCUGUAUGAAGAUGCUUUUGGUGUUCGUUCUGGGGACGGCGUGCGCCGCCGCCAGGCUCGAGACGAAGGACCAGAUGAUCGCCUUUCUGCGCGCGCACCCCUCCCGCGCCUACUUCAGCCGACUGGUGCGCGACGGUCCGUACGACGUUGCCAUGGAAGUGGGCGUGGCCGACGGCCGAUUCUCGGAACAUUUUCUGAUCGACGCCCAGCCUAAAACGUGGUACAUGGUCGAACCCUUCCCGAACAAGAUGCUUCAGGCCCGCUAUCCGCCGUCGACGAGCGGACGCCGCGCGCCGCGGCGCCAGCUCGAAGAGAUGCCUACGUCCUGGGCAUCGCGGGGCAUUGGCACCACGUCAAAAUUGCGCUUCUUCAAGGCGCUCUCGCUCGACCAGUCCGUCCUCGACGCCAUCGCCCCGGAGUCCGUUGACUUUAUCUACCUGGACGGCGCGCACGACUACGCGAACGUAGCCCGGGAGCUCGAGCCGUAUUAUCGAAUGUUGCGGCCGGGCGGCAUACUUGCGGGUCACGACUAUUGCAAGUACGACGAAAGGCCGUUGGCGUGCCGGGGCUGCGCGGACGUGCCGGCGUGCGUGAAAUACACCGAGUAUGGCGUUCGACACGGCAAGGGCGACCGGCGCGCGGCGAACCAGUGGGACGUCGUGAGGGCCGUGCAGGAGUGGCUUGCGCGGCACCCCGAGCUCGAGGUCUACCACACGAUCGAGAAUUUCACGCGGACGUCGCUCGCGCAGGACGGCAUGGACUACGACCUCGUGAUCACGAAUACCUACAACCCAUCGUGGUACGUUUUCAAACCAAAGAGUAGCGUCAUUGCGCCGAUGGCCAAAAGGGCGCGAUGCGACUCGACGAGUCGCACAGCUGGCGCGCAAAAACUUGUAUACUUGCAGCGGUGUCUCCGUUUAGAAGCGGGGGUAGAACGAGCAGAUACGUCCGUGCGCAGGUUGUCCUAUUCUCGUACAACUUUGGGAAUUUCCGGGGGGAAAUAUCACGCUACAGGAAACAGACGCAGAAAUUCUCGUGCGCCUACGAUCGAUUCUUCUUCACCGACCUCGUGGACGUCGCGAGGCCGCUAGCAGACGAUGGCUGGAUUCUUUCCAAAGUAUCAGCCGACGAUGCUUCUUGCGGCGUCUGUCGAAUGAUAUGACCACGGUAUUCGAUUCUAUGCGUAGGUUCCCGUCGAAGCGCUACCGCGCGUCAUAAUACCACGGGACGUAUCUGACGGCUGGAAGCUGACAAAAUACUUCAAGUUCGGCCACAUCCCACGCGCACUUCGUUCAUACGAGUACACGUUGCACGUUGACUUCAGCGCCUUUGCAAAUAACCCUAAUCGUUACAUCGUCCCUGAGUUUGCGCAUCUUUCCCGCUUCUUGCGGUUACACAAGAGUACGGAACUUGUGUUGUGGAAACACGGGCAACGAUCAUUUGCAUUUCAAGAAUGGAAGGCGACAGUAGGCUACAGACUGGAGAAGGUUCCCAAUAUCCGCGGUUUUGCUCGAUCCGUGGGCCGCCGAUUCGGAUGUGCCGCCGUCAGCAAGGUGCCUCUCUUUGAGCUGGGAGUAUUCAUGCGCAAGAAUAACAAUACGCCAGUUCUCAAUCAUAUGUUCGUGAACACGUUCCGUACGUUGAUUGCCUACGGCUUAAAACGCGACCAAAAUGUCUUACCAUUUGCGAUGAUGUAUCAUCUCAACAUGACCAAAGGAAACUGGGUCUUGCAAUGUCCCAAAGAAGCAAAGCUCCCCAACCACGAGCGAGGUAUGAUGGGGGGCUGCGGCGCCCCUGUGUUUCCGUCGGUCAGUACCAGAUCGUCGAACGCGUCGCACCAUGGUUGUGGGCAUCUCGGACUGACACCUUGAGAAUGUGCUCCUGGUCUGUCGGCGAGUUCGUCAGUUCGGAUGAGACUCGCAACUCUAACGCGCGACUACUGAAAUAAUUUAUCUACUGGCGGGCCCCGGCUGCCCAGGCCCGUGACUACUUGUUAAAGCUGCUGCCUACGGUACUACCGUAGGUAUUCUAAUAGUGGUAGGUCACGGUAUUCUGGUAAUGCCACUUUUAGGCAUUCACGAUAAAACACUCUUCGUCAGUAGGCGGAACCUUGUGGGCCC
Pelagomonas calceolata is the source of this 2225-nucleotide messenger RNA. NCBI's taxonomy places the organism in Eukaryota, Pelagophyceae, Pelagomonadales, Pelagomonadaceae. The record is from the annotation of a GenBank genome assembly.